Messenger RNA from Chrysemys picta bellii (western painted turtle), 2550 nucleotides. Lineage: Eukaryota; Metazoa; Chordata; Testudines; Emydidae. The record is from RefSeq and is a predicted model, not a curated record.
AGAACCUAAAAGAAUGCUGAAUUAGAUAUUCUACAAGUUUUUAAUUUUAAUAUUCUGUCAGAAGCAAUUGACUUUACCCAUUUUCUCUCUUCUCCAAAACAUCCAGAAGCAUUUCCUUUAUGGUUUUUACAGCAACAUGUUAGGUGCAAGUCAAAGAUUCAGUGAAGUUUUAUUUCCUGUUGGCUGUUUCCUUUCUUUCCUGUUUCCAAAGUCACUUUGCUUUUAAUUUAUGAUUUCUAGCAGCCUGACGAGAGUACAAGAUAUGGGCUGCAGUUUUUAGGACCCGUGGGGGCUGAGCUUUUGGUACUUUCUGGUAGAAGCUGAAGCAGGUUACUGUGGAUGAGAAGCUGACAACAAAUUGGAGAAGGCAAAGAAGUUGCAUGCAGAGGCAUGUGUCCUCAAGUGAAUACAAAAUGGAGUGACAAAUGCUUUUGUCCAUAUCUUACUAAGGCCAACUUCCCCAUUCAUCAAAAGAAAGCCUUUAAGGUACAGGUUCCUGGCCUUGUUAUCAGGGUCUAUCACCUGAGGAAGCAUUUCCUGUGCCCCACCCUCCAUCAGAAGUGUGGUAUAGGAAAGAAGAGGAGAGACAAAAGCUAUGUUGAAACAGUCUACCUACGGGGGAAUCUGUGAAACCAUAUAAACUCAGGUCAUCUGGAAAUAUCCUUGCUUGACCUUCUGCUCAAGGCAGUUUGCCCUAUUCAAAGGCUGGACUUCAAGAAGAUUAUUCUUGAUGUUUACAUUUUACCAAGAUUCAGGUGCAUCACCUCAUCCAUGCCAACAGAUUUGUUACUGUGGAGGUCUGACUGGACACUUGCAUGUCUUCCCUUCUGGAGCCUGUGACCAGUAACAUAGUGAACAACAGCUUUUAAAUAAGUAUUGCCAUCUGCAUGAGGUGUAAUGUUGAUCAUCUAAUUAAGUUCUCUUUACUUGCUUCUGCAAAAUGGAGUUAGGUUUCCCAUGUGUGUGUCUGGGAAAGAAAAGUUGGAAAAUGAAGGAAUCAGUAAAGUCCAAACAUGAGAUACCAGUAAACUAGGGGACAUUUUUAAUUAAAAGAACUCUGAAGAAUCAAUAUUAUGAAAGUGAUUUGGUCAUCUGAACUUGUCAUGGAGGAAACCAAUCAGCUGCAAACAAACACUCUUCUUCAGAUGUCUGUGUGACUAAGAGCAGUUUGUUCUGUAUCAAUUUGAAAACCACCAACAUGACCCGCUAUAGAAAAUAUUUUCUCAUUUCUAGGAGGUGCUCCUUGAUGUGUAUUUUCUUGAUUGGCUCCAUCUGUUUUCUAGGGAUAUAUUUGUUUUUCGUUCCUAAGACUUUUAAUUACUUUGCUGUUUUAGCAAAAAUCAAAGUUAAAGAAAACAUUGAUUUGAGCUUAAUAGAAAGAUCUACAUUUCCUGCCAAAGAAUAUGACAAACCUGAGACGGCAAAAAAACCCAUUUCCUUCAAAAGCAAUGUUUCCAGCUUCAAACAAUUCUUACUAAACAGGAAAGUAGGGGAACUAACUGUAAAUGCGGCACCAUUUGCUAGUGAACUCGAUUACAUUCCAUCCUUUAGGUUUGUUAUUAAUGAAAGAGAUAUAUGUAAUGAAAUAACUCCUUUUUUAAUACUAUUAAUAGCAACCAAAGCUGACGAAAAGCAGCACAGGGAAGCCAUCAGGAAAACCUGGGGAAAUGAAUCUGUGGUUCCAGGAAUAAAGGUUGUUCGCUUAUUUAUGUUGGGUGUUAACAGCAAAGAGCAAAAUGAAGCCCUACUGAGGGAAAGCAGUCAAUAUCAUGACAUCAUUCAACAAGACUUUUUGGACACCUACAAGAACCUAACUCUUAAAACCAUAAUGGGCUUGAAGUGGGUUGCCGCCUACUGUGGUGGUGCAAAUUUUGUCAUGAAAACAGACAGUGAUGUUUUUGUUAAUACAGAAUAUUUAAUACAAAGGCUCCUAAGACCACUUAUGCCUCCUCCACAGUAUUAUUUCACUGGCUACCUUGUAAGAAAUGGUCAGCCUCAUCGAAGUAAUGAAAGCAAAUGGUACGUGCCAAAGGAAAUCUACUCAGCUGAACGCUAUCCUGAUUUUUGUUCAGGAACUGGGUAUGUUUUAUCUGGAGCCCUGGCUUCAAAAAUUGUCAAUGCAUCUUUAAAAGUCAAGUAUAUAUACUUGGAAGAUAUUUAUGUAGCUCUUUGUCUUGAACACGAGGGAAUUGAUAUCGUACCCCCACCUGAAAACUAUUUGUUUAAUUCAUAUAAAGUCCCAUUUUCUCCUUGUACAUACAACAGACUGAUUACCUCCCAUGGAAUUUAUCCAGAUGAACAGAUAACAUACUGGGAAACAUUGCAAAGUAACAAAUAUGUCUGUGGUAAAUAAAGCAAAUGUAUGGCAGAGAUUGUCUGGGAUUACAAUAUUGGCUUCUACAGUAUUUCAGCCUUACCAUUGCUGAAUAAAAACAACGAGGAGUCCGGUGGCACCUUAAAGACUAAUAGAUUUAUUUGGGCAUAAGCUUUCAUGGGUAACCCCCCCCACACACACACACUUCUUCACAUGCAUGGAGUGAAAAUUACAGA